Molecule: messenger RNA, 2048 nt
Organism: Sebastes umbrosus (honeycomb rockfish)
Lineage: Eukaryota; Metazoa; Chordata; Actinopteri; Perciformes; Sebastidae
Product: NADH-cytochrome b5 reductase 3
Exons: 9
Coding region: 141-1040 (299 amino acids)
Cellular component (GO): mitochondrion
Molecular function (GO): oxidoreductase activity; FAD binding
Source: RefSeq, a predicted model, not a curated record
UAUUUUCAAAAACAGACCGGAUGUGAAUGUCUGCUUGACAACCACUGACAGUUGUUGCUACCGUCUCGGUUGCAGUGAACUCCUCUGGUGCUGCUUUCUGCGUUGAAAAACAACCUUGCAGUUGCCAAAACUGUCUGAAAAUGCUGUCGUACAUCAUUGGAUUGAUCCGAGGAGGCCUUGACAGCAUCAUCAACCUGAUCUUCAGGCUCCUCUUCUCCAAGAAGAGACAAGCUCUCACCUUAGAGGACCCCAACAUCAAGUAUGCACUGCGAAUGCUGGACAAACAGAUUGUCAGCCAUGACACGAGGAAGUUCCGCUUUGCCCUGCCUUCCCCUGAACACAUCCUCGGCCUCCCCGUCGGGCAGCACAUCUAUUUGUCUGCAAGAAUAGACGGGAAGCUGGUCGUUCGUCCAUAUACGCCAGUGUCCAGUGAUGAUGACAAAGGCUUUGUGGACUUGGUGGUGAAGAUCUACUUUAAAGAUGUUAAUCCUAAAUUCCCCGAGGGUGGGAAGAUGAGUCAGUACUUGGAGAGCCUCAGGAUCAAUGACACUAUCGACUUCAGAGGACCCAGUGGUCUUCUCGUUUACAAAGGCAAAGGUGUUUUUGAGAUUCAAGCAGAUAAAAAGUCCCCGGCUGAGACCAAGACAGCCAAACAUGUGGGCAUGAUCGCUGGAGGGACAGGAAUCACUCCCAUGUUGCAGCUCAUCACAGAUGUGAUGAAGGAUCCACAGGACCAGACAGUGUGUUACCUGCUGUUCGCCAACCAGACUGAGAAAGACAUCCUGUUGCGACCGGAGUUGGAAGAGAUCCAGGUCAACCACCCGGACCGGUUCAAGCUAUGGUUCACCCUGGACAGAGCACCUGAAGACUGGGAGUACAGCCAAGGCUUCAUCAGUGAAGACAUGGUGAGGGAACACCUGCCGCCUCCCAGUGACGACAGUCUCAUCCUGAUGUGUGGACCGCCACCUAUGAUCCAGUUCGCCUGCAACCCCAAUCUGGACAAAGUCGGCCACUCCAUCAGCCGCAGGUUUACCUUCUAGACGUCCAUCCGCAUCAAGAAAAAGAGGUUUGAGCAUAUAAUGGCGUUCAGUUAUUAUAUUCCCCACCUGGAGAGCAUUAAAGCACCCGUACAGUUGCAGUGGGUAUUGCACUAUAUAUACUAUAUUUAUGCCGUGAUAAUUCAUCAUGCAACAGAAUCACAGCGCGGACCAAUUCAUGUAAUCAGUAAGUGUCGCAGAAGGGGAGGGGAAAUAUUUGAUUGAAUGAGUAUGUAGCGGAGAUCGAAGUGUUGACUGUUGGCUUGGAAAUGAGGAUGUGAUUAGAAAUCUGUUGCAAAUAAUAUCAGAAGAGUUCAGGUUUACUGGCUGUUUUGUGCUGCUGAGUGCCUUAACACUUGCAAAGCUUUUUUAUGCAUAGUUUGUGAGUCGCGACCACUUGCUUCAUUUAUACAGAAUUGUAUUGUUAUUCCUUUAUUGCUGUUGCGAUUGUGUUAUACCUGCCCUCUAUCUGUCGUCACGUCAAAGAUGUCAAUAUUUUGCUAAAAUGCGAUACGGUUACUGAUGUGGCUACUUGUUUGGAUAUGCAACAUAAAAAAUCAAUUGCUAUAAAAUGUUUUGAUGCUAACAUAGAAAUCCUCAUUUACAAGCGUUUGAUCAUAACAGUUGUAGCAUCUCCCUGAGCCGUUUAAGGAAGAUGCACCUAAAAAUGAAGACAAGGAAAAAUGCAUUUUCUCUUUUUUAUUACCAAAAAUUUAAAAACAAAGACUUUGGUUUCCAUGUUGUAAUGCUUUUUCCUAAACGGAAGAGUUUGACAUUUGGAGAAAAAACGCUUUCAUGCCAAGAGUUAGAGCAGAGGAUCAAUACCACUCCUUAAAAGGUGCUAAAUGCGAGAUUGGGAGCAUUUCUACUGCCUCUGCACAGCUCUAAACUCAAGUAGUGCUCAGGUAGACAUUACUCCUCUUUAUUUUUACUGCUAUAUUAAUGCUCUGGAUAUCAUAGAGAUAACCUUUAAGUAUGAGUUCAUAAAGAAUAGAAGCAGAGGGAAAAGCU